Messenger RNA from Ixodes scapularis (black-legged tick), 814 nucleotides. RefSeq lists its product as uncharacterized. The transcript is spliced from 3 exons. NCBI's taxonomy places the organism in Eukaryota, Metazoa, Arthropoda, Arachnida, Ixodida, Ixodidae. Bases 50 to 361 code for a protein of 103 amino acids. The record is from RefSeq and is a predicted model, not a curated record.
AUUUGUUCGGCACAGCUGGCAGUCAGGUCUUUUGGGCGACUAUAGAAGCAUGCCUUCUCGAAUCGACGUCCUCUGUGCUGCAGCUUUCGUGGUGGCAUUUUGUCACAUUUUGGGCGGAUCCAUAAACCGUGUCGCCGUUCCCAUAAAAAAUGGAAAAUGUGAUUACGACGGCCAUUUGCUCAGUGACAACUCUGCCCUUGAUCGCCAGAGUCCCUGCGAGAAAGUUAUCUGCGACACCGAACAACGAGUCGUUUACAUCGGGUUGUGCCCGCCGGUGGCCAACCCUGAAAACUGCGAGAUAAGAACCCGCGACGAACGUUACCCCUACUGCUGCCCUCAACCCUACUGCGGAAAACCCUAGUUCACUGAAAUCGGAAUGGGCGCCUUAGCCCAGGGUUAAUAUGUAUUGCUGUCCUUAACAUGUUCUUUUGAAAACUUUUAGCUUUUUAUUUUUCUGUCUUAGAGAGUAUGGUAGUAAAUUUAAGCCUAAAUUUCUCUUAUCGUGGCCAUGGUUACAAUACACUGGGCGCUGCAAAUUUUCUUUCCGUUCUAAAGUCAUGGCACCUUAAACUUGCAAUGUUAGGGUAUAACUUUUGAUAAAAAAACAAGUUGUUACUUUGAUGGAAGCUUAUAUUAUAUCAUGAGUGAAUUUUAGUAAUAAAAAAAGUUGUAUACAAAUGAGGUUUCUAUAAUUACACCUUGUAAAACAAACCGCGUGUAAAUUACAAAAUGUUAUCGUACGUGUUAUACGGAAAAUACCUGAGAGAAGCAAAACAAAAAAGAUAAACCCAACAACAAUGUACAAGGUCGCACA